CAUUCUUUUAAAAAAAUAUUAAUUCAUUUAAAAAACGAUUAUUGUAAUAAUUUCUCUCUCGUUGCAAUUCAACAUUUAAUGCGAACUAAUUGGAUCAAAGUGUGCUACAAUGAUAGAUGUCUGUACUAUGUAUAACGCGGAAAGUAGAAAAAAUAGAAUGCCCACGCGAGUGAUGUACAGUCGGGAAGCGGAUGCUGGGAGCAGCCGGAGAACGCCAGUAAAUAAUGCCAUGGCACUGAGCUUCAUUACUCUGCUCAGUCAUCUAAGUACGCGAUAAACUGCCGCAGCCUUAUUGUGUGCAAAGUCUACGCUGCAAUAUAUGCCAAGGGGAUAUCAUCAAUUCAAUAGCCCCGGAAAUGAGAAAAUGCGACGGAUCCAACUACCAGCUGCAGUUGACCGAAUGCCCCACCAAUGCCAAAUAUCUGUGCCAUCAAUAUGUGUUCCCCGACACACAAAGCGGUCCGCACAGCCCGUACUACCACUUCAAAGGGUGUCGCGAGGCCACCGGCCGGGUGGCGGUGACCAUCUCCCCGCCGAAAUUACCGGUGGUGGGUCAGCAGUGCCACUGGGACGGGACGCAUUCCUGCUGGUGUGACACGGACGGAUGUAAUAGUCACACGCCGGAGCAGAUCAACCGGCUGCCCAUGCAGUACAUGCUGGGCCGCGUCAACGGGCCGGAAGUGCUGCAGCUGGAGAUGCAGGAUGCCGCGGAUUACCUGCCCUUCCGUUCUCUGGCCAUGCCCGCCAUGGACAUGUCCCGUAUAGGAAACUUCACCGUAUCGUCUGCCUCCAUGGAUUCGGCACUGGCGACCGGAAGUUACAUUUUCUCCUUUGCUUUUCUGCUAAUCAUGUGACUGAUGUGAGACCGGAUUUUGUCAUAACAGACCUUUAACAGUCUUCCACAGAUUUUGUAUUAAUUUACCGAAUAAAAAUCUUCCUGAAAGUCGG
This is a messenger RNA of Paramacrobiotus metropolitanus, 948 nucleotides long. RefSeq lists its product as uncharacterized. NCBI's taxonomy places the organism in Eukaryota, Metazoa, Tardigrada, Eutardigrada, Parachela, Macrobiotidae. The record is from RefSeq and is a predicted model, not a curated record. The transcript is spliced from 5 exons. Bases 357 to 854 code for a protein of 165 amino acids.